GUUACUUAUUUUAGUUUGUAUUUAUGUUUGUGUGGCAGCCAACCGACAGCCGUUCAAAGUGCGCAGUUGCCCUUGAAAUCGUCAUAGCAACGGACAAAUAACAAAUGUAGUUAGCUUUCAAUUAUAGCUUUUGGUAAAUGGCACACUGGGCAAAAACAAAAGCAUAAACCCAAAAAGAGCAUCGCUUGGCAUUUUUUCACACAACAUUCCUCCCAAAAUUCAAAGUGCAUAUAACAACAAUUUCUUACACAUGGAUAUGGAUAACGCAAGAUGGGCAAUGGAUGUGCUGCGUGCCGCUGCAGAACAGAAUGAGGACAGAUUAAGGUUGGAUAGCAACACACCCAAUGUCGCCAAUCCCUACCAGCUGCCUGUGCCGCCCGAAUACGUGUCGCAGUUCCGCAUCGAUGGUCAACCCAUAUUACCGCCACUGAUGACGGCGGAAAAGCGACGCCAAAUGCAACAGCUGCGACAACAAGCUAUGGCGCUAGAGGCCAAAUACAGGCAGCCGCAUGCCAUCAGAUCAACAUCAACGCUAGACGAGGAACAAGCAGACAGCAGUAGCAGCAGCAACACCAGCAAAAGCAGCAACAACAGCAGUAUCACGAAUAGCACAAUUAACAGCAUGCAGCGACUGCCACAACUGCAGCAAACGGAAACGUUUAUUUAUGACAGCACUCGGCAGCAGCAGCAGCAACAGCAGCUGCAGCAGAAGGAUGUGCAUCAGGAGGAGGAGCUUAGCAGCUCAGCAGGACACAAUCGACCCCAGACUCUCAAUAUUGAGCCAAAGAAGCACGCGGCAUUAGCUGGUGUUACGAUACCUGCGAUACCUACGAUAUGCGUAAAUCCGCCAACACCACUGCAGCCAUCGACGAAGCCACCAUGCAUGUCAACACCAACUAUGGCCACAAGUUCAACGACAUCGUCCAUUGCGCUGAGCGCAAUGCGACAACGCAAAUUGAACAAUAUAAGCGGUCGCAUUCGGCAGUUUGAGCGCACUGGCCUAGGCAGACGGAUGGAGCUACUGCAGCCGGAAUCGACCCAUUUGCUUUGGCAGAACGAGACGCUGAUUGGACCAGCCGACAAGCGAAUGAUGCGCUCCAGCACCAGUCCAGCACUGAGCGCUUCCCAAGUGGACGUGCAGCAAUUGCAUCGAUCGCGUUCCUUCACGCUGGAGCAGCCAUCACAGGCGCUCAUCGAGCACAUGCAGCGCGAGGGCAAAAGACCGCCAACACCUCCAGCAGUGCCACCACCAGUGCCACCAUUACCAGCUCAAUUAUCGACGCGUUGCCGCUUCGCACUGCCAGCAACGUGCAACGGCAACGGCUCGGGAUGUUCAUCAACGCUGGGUUUGGAGCAUUUGCGUCGAGAUACCGUCGAGUCGCGGGCCAAGCAGGUGCAACGCAACACUUCCAGAUCCCCAGUAACACCUUCAAAGGGCGGUAGGCGGCGUGGCGGCAGUAGCAACAGCACAACGGCUCGACUUCAGCAUCAGCAACAGCAACUGGAGGAUCUGUUGCAGCGUGCGCUGCACGAGACAACCGAUUGUUUGGCGGGACAGGAGCAGGUCGAACGCAACAGGUUGGCGCUGGCAAAGCGCCAAAUGUUCAAAGAUAUCAAGACGGCGCAUCGGGAUCGCUUCCAGCAACUGGUGCAGUAUCAGCACGAGGAGCAGCGUCGCAUGCAGGAGGAGUUCGAUCGCCAGCAAAAGUUUCUCAUUGAACAGAUCUGCACCGAAAUCAAUGUGUCUGCCUAUGCGCACGAGCCGCUAACUGAUGCGGCCAGUCCCAGCGCCAUUUCCGAGUAUACCAGCACCGAUGAUUUGCCAACGCCAACGGCAACAUAUCAGUCCUCGGCGAACAACACGAUUGCGCUCGAUUCGCUCGAGAUAACGCCACUCAGUUCGGAGUUCCUUAGCCAGGAGCAAUCGAAGCAUAUGGUACGCAAGCGUCUCUUCGACAUGGAUAAUGAUUCCGAGGGUCAGGGAAUAGAGUUGAUGUCGCUACCUCUGCCUCUGCCUCUGCAGAGUGCUUCCAGUUCACCCAAAUCCCGCUCACUGCGCAGCAACAACAGCAAAAUCAAAAAGCCCGUACAGCGCAGCCAAUCGAAGAAGGUCAGCAGUCCACUGCUGUUGUCCAAGUCGCCGACGCCAGUGCAAAGAGCUAGCAAAACUAUCAGCAAAAACGGCAACAACAACAACAACAACAGCAGCAGCAUCAACAACAAGACGACAACAUUGACAUCACAGACGAAGCCGACCAGCAAAAACAAUACACGCAGCAGCCCGCAACAACAGCAAUCGUUGCAAUUGGCCAAGACUCGACGCAGUGUAUCCCCGAGCCGUCUAACUCAGUCAGAGAUGCAGCGACGCCAUGAAGCUGCCACGCUGUUAAAUGCUGCCACACGUGGCUUCCUCGUGCGUCGACUCUUUCGUACGGAGCAAGUGCAGCGGAUUGUACAAACCAUACGCGAUACACUCAUCUUUGUGCUCAAUCUGCAUCUGGAGACGUAUGGCAGCAGUCUUGAGCAGGAGGAGCCGGCCAAUAUACGACUCAAGGCACGCCUGUUACAACAGUUGUGCUCAGCCAGCCGUACUCUGCACCUGAUCUUCUUCCAAACGAGCAUAAAGGAGCGCAUGGAGAUAAUUGCGCGGGACCGCAAACGUAUCAAAAUAAAGCUUUUGGCCACGCAUAUCAAGCAGCGCUCAUAGAUAAAUAAUCCUCGAAAAUCAGCCACCUCCCAAUCUAUUCCAAGUUCACGCAUCAACUGGGAUCACGUCUGCUACCCGGUAGAUGUUUUAAUUCGAGUAUAGAAUAAAGACUUGAUACACACUAAUUCAGAUAUAUAGUUAUCGUUACCAAAUCAUUUCAUUUUCAAUUUUAAAAUCCUUCUUGAUUAAUUAUUCAUACUGAAAUAUAAAUAUAUACUAUAAAGUUCGAUAUAAUCGUAAGCAACGCAGAUGUAUUCUUUUCAAGUGUUUUU
Molecule: messenger RNA, 2979 nt
Organism: Drosophila grimshawi
Lineage: Eukaryota; Metazoa; Arthropoda; Insecta; Diptera; Drosophilidae
Gene: Cp110
Exons: 5
Coding region: 251-2707 (818 amino acids)
Biological process (GO): centrosome duplication; centriole replication; regulation of cytokinesis
Cellular component (GO): centriole
Molecular function (GO): protein binding
Source: RefSeq, a predicted model, not a curated record